Molecule: messenger RNA, 1240 nt
Organism: Hibiscus syriacus
Lineage: Eukaryota; Viridiplantae; Streptophyta; Magnoliopsida; Malvales; Malvaceae
Product: squamosa promoter-binding-like protein 16
Exons: 3
Coding region: 216-1139 (307 amino acids)
Cellular component (GO): nucleus
Molecular function (GO): DNA binding
Source: RefSeq, a predicted model, not a curated record
GAAUUAGAUACAAAAUUUUCACCUUUUGUGAUUAUGAAGAACCCUUGAUGAUUUGAUCAAGUGUUUGAUUUUGAGUGGGGCGUAAAAAUUUGAUUAACAUGACAGGUGUUUGAUUAUGAAGAACUAGAGCUGUUAAAUCCAGUAGCUCAGUAGGUGAAUUAGGUUUGGCUUGGUGUUCUUUAGAGUGUUGGGGGGCACUUUCUGGACAUCAUUCGAUGGAAUCCGCAUCGUUUAAAAGGGCCCGGGCGCCUGGCCACGGAAGCCUAGUGCCGUCGUGCUUGGUCGAUGGCUGCACUGCAGACCUCAGCAAAUGCAGGGACUACCAUCGACGCCAUAAAGUAUGUGAAGUUCACUCUAAGACCCCAAAAGUUUCAAUUAGGGGUCAAGAACAACGAUUCUGCCAGCAGUGUAGCAGGUUUCAUUCGUUGGUGGAGUUUGAUGAGGUGAAACGAAGCUGUAGGAAACGUCUCGACGGACAUAACCGACGACGGAGAAAGCCCCAACCGGAUUCUCUGUCUGUGAAUUCAGGGAUGUUUCUAUCCAGUCACCAAGGUACUCAAUACUUUCCGAUCAGCAGCCCCCAAAUAUUUUCGACGACUGCCGUAACGUCUUCUUGGAUGGGGACCCUGAAACUGGAAACCGAUAUGAACUUGAUAAACUUCAGCGGCAGAACUAGCUUGUUCCCUGUAUUCUCAUCUGAUAACUACAAAGGAGAAAAGCAGUUCUCAUUCUUACAAACUGCUAGUUCGUCACUCCCAGGAAGUGUUUCAGUUUGUCAACCGUUUCUCGAUGCGAUUCCUUCGUCAAGCAAUGGUGGCAGCAGCCGGAAAAUGUUUCCGAACGCGAUAAAUCAAACUAUCGACUCAAAUCGUGCUCUCUCUCUUCUGUCAUCCCAACCGGUUGAGACUCGGGAGAUUGGUCUGAGCCCCUUGGUGCAACAUGGCUCAGCUUCAUCAUUGAUCCCAAACUUGCAUUAUAAUGAUUUAGGAGGAAUAGGAGGUGAGCAAGUCGGAACUGCAGUUUUGGCCGCUGACGGUCGUGGUAACACCACUCUCCAUGGCCAUGAAAUGUUCCAAAAUGAACACCCAGGGUCAUCUGCAACUGGUGCUCACCAGACACUCUCCUUCUCAUGGGAGUAAAGAUAUUUGCCAUUUCCAAUCUUACCUUAAAAUCAGAUGGUUUUGGAUAUGAACUUAUUAGUGUGUUUUGGUUUUAGAAUAUUUAAUGAACUUCUGUUUGA